Lecanosticta acicola is the source of this 2892-nucleotide messenger RNA. The record is from the annotation of a GenBank genome assembly. NCBI's taxonomy places the organism in Eukaryota, Fungi, Ascomycota, Dothideomycetes, Mycosphaerellales, Mycosphaerellaceae.
AUGCCAAAGUCUCAAGCUUCGUUCCGCUCCGUCACCUCCACCAACGAAGACGACGACGACGACGAAUACGAUGACCACGAGAUCAGCGAGCAGGAGGCUGAGGCCAUCCGAAAUGCAUACCGAAAUGCGUUCCACCCUCACACCUCCGAACUCUCACCCGUGCUUUCUCGAGAAGGCCGAUCUAGCAGACGAGAUCUCUCCACCAUGAACUCUGAAGGCGACUUGAGACUGCGACUGCCCCGAUCACAUGCCGACGAGACGACUGGACUGCUUUCCAGUCCCACUCACACUCGCAGUGGCUAUAGAGCCACCAGUGUGCCAGGCACACCACGGUACGGCCGAUCGCUCAGCCACGUGCAUUCCACUCGCGGCCUCAGUCGGAGAAGCUCUUUUGCGAGAGGGUUGAUGAGAGCUUUGGGCAGUUCAACGGAAGAAGAGCAGGUCGAAAACUUGAUAUCAUCCAAAAAGUCGCUCUACUGGGACGACCGUGUGUGGUACGAUCAGUUCACCUCUACGGAUUGGGUCCACGACAGUAUCGCGGAUACCUACCGAGUGAAAGAGCUACGGAGCCGAAAAGACUUCAAGGGUAGAGUGCUCGCUUCCCUCGACGGAGGAAUAGGAUGGGUGCUCGUCUUCAUCAUUGGGUGCAUCACCGCCCUUUUCGCCUACGCGAUCGAUGUGACUGAAGCCACGGUAUUUGACUACAAAAGUGGAUACUGCACAACACACUGGUGGUAUAGCAAGAGGAUGUGCUGUAGCGGCGCUAGCGUCUGCGACGAGUGGAGCAAAUGGUCACGGCUCGCUAAUCCAGAUGGGAGCGCGAACGUCUGGAUGGAUUGGGGCUUCUUCGUCUUGUGGUGCGUCCUCCUGUCAUGCCUCGCAUGUCUAGUCACCCUGCAGACCAAGACAUCAAUAUCUUCCGCCAUCUCGCUUUCCACGUUGGACGAGAACCUGGGUGCUGAGCACCACGGCAAUGGAAAGACUAACACCGAGGUCGGUGGAGGCACAAUGAGUCCAACCCGACGCUUUCAGGAGGCAGCCCAGCGACCGCCUGUGACCUAUUACCCAGCUGCUGGCAGUGGCGUAGCGGAGGUCCGCGUGAUUCUCUCCGGGUUCGUUCUGCACGGAUAUUUGGGUGUCCGCACCCUGUUCUGCAAGGCGAUCGGCUUGGUUCUCAGUGUGGCUUCAGGGCUCUCGAUCGGCAAGGAAGGCCCGUAUGUGCACAUUGCCACCUGCAUUGGCAAUAUCACAACGAGACUCACCUCAAAGUACCGGGAUAACGACGCCAAACGCCGUGAGGUCCUUUCCGCUGCGGCUGCGGCUGGGGUUGCCGUAGCCUUUGGCGCUCCCAUCGGCGGUGUGCUGUUCAGUCUGGAGGAGGUCAGUUACUACUUUCCGCCAAAGACGCUGUUCCGGACCUUCUUCUGCUGUAUAGCGGCAGCACUGUCGCUGAAAGCACUGAAUCCGUACGGCACACAGAAGAUUGUGCUGUUCGAAGUGCGGUAUCUCACGGACUGGAAGUCCUUUGAGAUCAUCGCCUUUAUAUGCCUUGGAGUCUUGGGUGGCGUUCUUGGAGCCUUGUUCAUCAAAGCUUCGCGGAUCUGGGCGAAGACUUUCCGCCGGAUCAGGCUGAUCAAGAACUAUCCUACAUUGGAAGUCUUCCUGGUCGCUCUUGUGACAGGUCUCGUCAGCUACUGGAACCGAUACACCCGACUCCCAGUAGCUGAAUUGCUCUACGAGAUGUCUGCUCCGUGCACAUCCUUCUCUGGAGAUGGAUCUGCUCUCUGUCCUACCGAAGAGUCGAUUCCGUCCACCAUCCAGUACCUCGUUGCAGCGUUCUUGAUCAAGGCGGUGCUCACGACUGUGACAUUUGGAAUCAAGGUUCCGGCCGGAAUCUACGUCCCUUCGAUGGUGGUGGGUGGUUUGCUCGGCAGAAUCGUUGGGCACAUUGUGCAGUAUUUGACACUGAAGUACCCCAACCUGGCAUUCUUCGCACACUGUCCUCACGAUGGCAAUCCGGAGUCGUGCGUAGUGCCAGGUGUCUACGCAUUGGUGGCUGCCGGUGCGACCAUGUGUGGUGUCACCCGCUUAUCAGUCACUCUAGCAGUCAUCCUGUUUGAGCUGACAGGCAGCCUGGAGCACGUGCUACCUUUCAGCUUGGGCGUUCUGAUCGCCAAAUGGACUGCAGAUGCCGUUGAGCCGCUCAGUAUCUACGACCUGUUGACUGACAUGAACGCGUAUCCGUACCUGGACCACAAGGUGCGACCCAUCUUCACGACCGACUUAGGAGACAUCGCACAGGAGCCGAAGCCAAACCGCUAUAUUGACAUAUCCGCAUCGCCAUGGGUUCCGGCAAAGCAGCUGCGCUUCAAGUUAGAGUACCUGCAUAUGGCAGGCGAAUUGGACGGAGGGCUGCCGAUUCUCAAGGACGGUGUUCUGGUUGGCAUGAUUCCUGGACCAGAUCUCGAAUAUGCUCUCGAUCGCGUACCGGAUGAAGAGGAUGCACUUUGCAGAAUGGACGCCCACGCUCAGAUAUCACAUCAUGAUACGCGCCCGGGUAGCGCCGUAGACGAUUAUGAGGAAGAGGGCUCCUCGACCGCACGAGACGAAGAUCCCGAUGUGGACGAAGCGCAGCGCCAGCAGUCGACCUCGUCAGAAGACCGAGACCCGACUGAUUUCACGCCUUACAUUGAUCCGUCGCCAGUGGCUCUGGAUGACACGAGUCCGAUGGACCUGGUGUUUGAGUGCUUCGUCAAGCUUGGUCUGAGAUAUAUCUGCGUUCUGCAUCGCGGCAAGUACGCGGGCAUGGUCCACAAGAAGACAUUUGUGCGAUAUGUCAAACACGUGCAGGAGGAGAAAGAAGGAAUGGGCUUGAUCGGGCGCGGUUCUUGA